Molecule: messenger RNA, 1524 nt
Organism: Symbiodinium necroappetens
Lineage: Eukaryota; Dinophyceae; Suessiales; Symbiodiniaceae
Source: the annotation of a GenBank genome assembly
GCAAGGGGUCCAGGACCCAGAGCGCAAAGUCCUUCGGACGUACCGAUGGAUGCAGUUCCAUGGCAAGGAGGAGGUUACCGAGUUCGAUGAGUCCCACUUCCAGGCCGAAGGCCUCUUCGCGCAAAACUCCUCUCAGGGCAACAAAGAGUAUCAGGAUCGACUCCGUGCGAUCCACCUCCGCAAAGAAGGCCUUGAGAAGACUGCGAUUGCAAAGGCCCUGGGCCGAUCGGUGAAAUUCGUCGCCAAGUGGUGGCAGAAGGAGCCCAAGGAAAUUCCAAGGCCGUAUGGAGUGCACGAGUACCUCACCAAGGAGAUGGGCCGUAAUGAGCGCGGAGUCGGUGCAACAAAUGGCGCCUCCAUGACAGAGGAGUCAGUCCACGACACUGCGACAUGGUGGCGGGAUGUCGAAGUGAAACGAAAGUUCGCAAAUGACCCGGCCAUCUACGAUGAGAUCUUGCAAAACACGGAGUGGAAGGCCAGCAAUACCCGCACGCGAGAUUUCGCAACGGGUGCGUACCACUUGAAGUACGACCAGCGGGGCAACAUUCGCUGGGAAGGGCAUCAAGGAGGGAAGUACAAGCCCGGGCUAUCUCCUGCCAUGGACAAGGUCAUUCAGAGACUCUUUGUGGAGUAUGGUAUCGAGGACAGAACGUCAGGAGUGAUCACGAACUGGUACCCGGAUGGCCAAGGGAACCUGGGAAGCCACCGUCACGACUGUUGGACGGCCCUGUUUAGCUUUGGCCACGAGCGAAUCCUCACAAUCGACAACACACCCCUGCUGAUGCAAGAUGGCGACCUGUGCAUAUUUGGGACCCAGAGGCACGGAGUCCCGAUCAUGCCGGAAAUCACAGACGGCCGCAUCACCUUGGUUGUGUUCUUUUACCCCGACAAGAUGCAGAAGAAGGGCAUGUGGCAGACGAUCACAGACCCCGAGACCAUGGAGAACAGCCGUCCCCUCGGAAAGAUGCUGAGCAACCACUCGCUGAGCCUGCAAUCGGACCGGCUCAACUUGCACAUAAACCACGACAAGGAGCUCUUGGCAUUGCAGCAGCUUGGUGCCUCUCACGCAGAUGCCACUGCGGCCUGGGCCGCUAGCGGCGGGGACCUGGAACGCGCUGCAGAGUUGCUGCUCAUGGCCGGAUCCGGGGCUUUUGUCGAAGACCAUGGAGCCAACGCUGCAAUGCCCCUGCCCGAGCCAGCGAAGCGAGGAAACCGUUUUCAGCGUGCGAGUGCUGAGACUGUUGCCGUCGAGAUGUCUGACGAAGGCAGCCUCCCCUCGACAGCCGCCGGAUCUGCACCGUCUGCGGAUGCUGAGGAUGAGAUCCUCGCGCGGCGACUGCAAGCCGAGGAGGAAGAGGCGACGCUCCCGGGCUCUACAGAGAUGUCCGAGAGCGAGUUGGCUGCGCUGGCCUUGCACCUCGAGGAGGUCGAGAAUGCCAACAGCUUCCUGGACCCGUCGCUCCUAGCAGCGCAGUUCCAGGAAUACGAGGCGAAGCGGGGGCCCCAAACAUCGGCGCAAAGGGG